This is a messenger RNA of Megalobrama amblycephala (Wuchang bream), 5012 nucleotides long. Its product is annotated as kelch-like protein 29. The record is from RefSeq and is a predicted model, not a curated record. Lineage: Eukaryota; Metazoa; Chordata; Actinopteri; Cypriniformes; Xenocyprididae. Gene Ontology annotation, molecular function: protein binding. Bases 297 to 2888 code for a protein of 863 amino acids. The transcript has 13 exons.
UGACUCUCCAAACGCUCUCUCUCUCACACACACACACACACACACACACACACACACACACACACACACACACACACACACACACACACACACACAGACGUGCUGAAUAGCUCAGCAUCAUCAUUGUCCUCCUCCUCAUCUUCCCAUCAGCGUGUACACGAGCGCUCAGCAUCGUCACUGACAGCAGCACGAGGGAUUCUGUGAUACAAUGAAACAAACGCGCGUAGAUCCAUCUGAAGGUUUUCUCUAGCUCUCUCUGAGCAGAAGUGUCUCUCGUUCUCCUGAUCAGCUCUGUCAUGAUGUCACGGUACCAUCAGCGUUUUGAGCGGGAUUUCCGCGGUGUGUGGGAGAGGAGGGAGCGAUGUGCCACCAACAGCACCUGCGGCGGCACCGUUAAUGGCUGUGUCUCCACAUCUGCCUCCUCCGUUCCCAACAGCGGCAACAACCGUCCCGGCCUCCUCCCCCUGCCCAUCAUCCCCUCGCUGCUGCCCACUCCAGUCACCGGGACAACCAGCACAUCCAAUAGUGAGCAGACCUGCAAGCGAUUAGCUUCCACCUGUACGACCUCCACUACUAAGGUCUCUGGGCACCCGUCGGCAGACACGCAGACUCAGGGCCAGGUCCUGGCUAAUAGUGUCCGGUGGGGACAAACACCCAUUAACCAAUCCACGCCCUGGGACACGGACGAGCCGCCGGCAAAACAGAUGAGGGAGAAAGAUAUCACAGCUCCUCUAUGGCCGCCACAAGUUGCUGCCUCCGUCAGCCAGGCUGGACUCUUGACGCACACGUACGCCUUGCCGCAGGCACCAGCUUACAGCCAGUGUGUGACCGUCCAAGCGCCCAUUGUCGGCGUGACCCCAGCGCUCCAGACUCCUCACCCGCAAUUACCCGCACACUACCAGCUCCCACAGCAGCCUUCACAGCCGAUGACCAGCAUGGUCCUCAACAUCCAGAGCCAAUCUCUCACUGUUGGUGGCCUGCCCCCAAUGCCCAGCAUCUGCCAGGUUGCCCAUCCUGUCCACACGGUGAUGGGCAACGGUCACCUGAUUCACCCCAUGGUGCAAUCCGCCGCCAUGACCUCCUCAACGCUGCCCACCAAUGGACCUCUGACGAAUGGCCAACAGGAGACCACCAACAAUGGCCUGCAGAUGCUGAGAACGGUCGGACUGGGGAAAUAUGAAUUUACAGACCCCUGGCAUCCCAAAGAAAUGUUGAAGGAAUUGAACCAGCAGCGGAGAGAGAAAGAAUUUACAGACCUGAAAAUAAUUGUUGAAGGCAAAGAGUUUGAAGUCCAUCAAAAUGUUCUAGCUUCCUGCAGCUUGUAUUUCAAGGACAUGGUGAAAAGGUUAUCGGGCGAGAACAGAAACGGUGAGAAGAUGCAGCUGACGAUGAGCAACAUCAAUUCAGAUGUUUUGGAGCUUCUCCUGGAGUUUGUUUACACCGGCUCCCUCAUUAUUGACUCGGCCAAUGCCAAGACCUUACUGGAGGCGGCCAACAAGUUUCAGUUCAACACGUUCUGCAAAGUUUGUGUCUCCUUCCUUGAGAAACAGCUGACAGCCAGUAACUGUCUGGGAGUGCUGGCCAUGGCCGAGGCGAUGCAGUGCACUGAGCUCCACAACAUGGCAAAAGCCUUCGCCCUGCAGAACUUCCCUGAUGUGGCCAGUCAAGAUGAAAUCUUGAACAUUUCCAAAGAAGAUCUGGUUAGUUACAUGUCCAACGACAGCCUGAACACGAAAGCUGAGGAGCUGGUCUAUGAGACAGUCAUCAAAUGGAUUAAAAAGGAUCCCAGCAGCAGAGUUCAGCAUGUGUCUGAGCUGUUGGCGGUGGUGCGGCUUCCGUUCAUUCAUCCCAGCUACCUGCUGAACGUGGUGGACAACGAGGAACUAAUCAAAUCUUCAGAGGCCUGCAGGGACCUGGUGAAUGAAGCCAAGCGCUACCACAUGCUGCCACACGCCCGCCAAGAGAUGCAGACGCCCAGAACCCGCCCGCGACUGUCUGCAGGUGUCGCUGAGGUGAUCGUGCUGGUGGGUGGGCGGCAGGUCAUCGGUAUGAACCAGCGCUCGCUGACAGCCGUCACUUGCUUCAACCCUCAGAACAACAAGUGGUACCCCCUGGCCAGCUUGCCUUUCUACAACCGCGAGUUCUUCUCCGUCAUAUCGGCGGGGGAUAAUAUCUACCUGUCAGGUGGCAUUGAGUCGGGAGUCACGCUGGCAGACGUGUGGUGCUACAUGUCCCUGCUGGAUAAUUGGAAUCUUGUGUCUCGGAUGACAGUCCCGCGGUGCCGGCACAACAGCGUGGUUUAUGAUGGCAAGCUUUACGCCAUCGGAGGCCUCGGAGUGGCCGGAAACCUGGAUAAUGUGGAAAGGUACGACACCAUCACUAACCAGUGGGAGAUGGUGGCUUCUUUGCCCAAACCUGUCCAUUCUGCAGCAGCGACUGUCUGUGGAGGGAAGAUAUAUGUGUUUGGAGGGGUGAAUGAGGCCGGUCGCUCUGCUGGAGUACUUCAAUCAUAUGUGCCUCAAACCAACGCCUGGAGCUUUAUUGAGUCGCCUAUGAUCGAUAACAAAUAUGCCCCGGCUGUGACUCUUAAUGGAAACAUCUUCAUCCUUGGAGGAGCAUACGCCAGAGCCACAACCAUCUACGACCCCAAGAAAGGAAAUAUCAAAGCAGGACCCAACAUGAACCACUCCAGACAGUUCUGCAGUGCGGUGGUCCUGGAUGGGAAGAUCUAUGCGACCGGUGGCAUCGUGAGCAGCGAGGGCCCUGCGCUGGGAACCAUGGAGGCCUUCGACCCCUGUGCCAACAUGUGGACGCUGCAGCAGAGCCUGCCUUGCCCACUCUUUAGACACGGCUGCGUGGUUAUUAAGAAGUACAUUCAGAGCGGGUGACGCUGACGCAGGCGAACACGACCUCACCGCCUCUAGCACACCGGACACCCACUUUCCACAUGCCCAGGAUUAUGUGCUGAUACAGAAGCCUCGCUCACUUUCUGACACCCACUCAGAUGAAGCUAAUCUUCUCUGCCGGGUACAAACAGGCCUUCAUGUAAUAUAGCGCACCUGACAGAGCUGUCGUUGAUGUGUUUCGUGGCUCUAGCCUUAAUGCUCUGUGGCCAUUGGGACUGAACCAUUUUACCUUUCUACAUAAUUCCUUUUUAUCUGUUUAUAAAUUUCUGUAGCAUAUUUUGCAUUGCUACCAUUUUAAUUGUUUGCAUAAUGUUUGUUUCUUUUUUCUUUGAGCAAUACUGUAAAAUGACACCAUUUGGUUUCGUUAACUCGUGUAAUGGUUCACUCAGUUGUAUCACUAUUUCAUCAUAUCCGAUUCACAAGCAAUUUUUAAUAAAGUAGGGGAGCAAAGGGAUAAAGUGCUUCUCUAAAAGUGCACUAAAACCUCAUUUGACCCUUUGAUAAGCUCCGCCUGCCUUAGUUACUGUUGCUCACUCAGACAAACUUGACAAGAAUGGUGCAAUUGUUAGUAAAAUGAGCUGGUAAAAUGGAUUGGAUAUUAUUCUUACGCGGGCUGGAAUGAAGCGUGACAUUGCAGAGGAUCUGUUAUCUGCCGUUUGGAUUCGAAACUGAUAAAUUACGCAGUAACGUGAUUAAAAACUGCAGAGACUGUGAACAGAGACUGCCAAAUGCUUCUCACAGUCACUGAAAAGAGAAAAGCAAUUACAGCUGAUCACAUUAGUGUAAGUGAACAGAACUGCUUUCGCCAAUAUGACCGGAAUCAAUAUAUGAAAUGACAUUUAAGUUAGAAACAUGCAGUUAUAUUGGAGCAGCGAUACACUGAAAAAAAAAAAAAACAUGAUUCAUGAUUAGUAUUUUGACUUGUUUUCCAGUUUAAAUAAUUACAAAUCUUUGAAACCAGAUAAAUUCACUAAAGAAGCAAAAUCUGCCAGUGACAGACAGAACACAUAUAUUUACAUAUAUUCAAAUGUAAUAUCUUAUUCAGUGUUGCUUCUUAAGUAGAUUUAUCUUGUUUUCAGGUUUAUUGGAUAUGACUUUUAAACAAGCAAAAAAUAAAUAAAUCUGAAUUAAAAACUUUAUUUUUGGCAGUUUUUUUUUCAUUCCCAUGUUGAUUUGGGAAUAAGAGCUUUAUUUAUUAUUUAAUGAUUUGAAAGUGCAUUUAAAAAUUCGAACAAUUACAUUAGAAUGGAACCAAAGCUUGUCUGAUAAUAUGGUACAUAUGACAACAGUUGCUAAGGUAGAGCUGGCGAGGGGUCAAUUAAAACCAGGCCUGGAGAGAAUCUGUUUUUAGGGAAGGUGGGGAAUCUGUGGAAUGAAUGCAAACAAGUCCUCCACUUCAACCACCUGGCUCCAUUAUACUUUAAAAAAUGUAGGUGUAUGUGAGGCAGAUUCUAUCUGAGCCUGAUUAUAACUCACAUGUGCACAAGUUUAACUUGAUAUUAGUUUUAUAAUAAGAUAUGAGUCAAACACAGAAGAGUAUAUUUAUAUGAGAUGUGUAAAGACCUUCCCUUAACAGGAGAAGAUGGCUUUUGAGUCUCUGCUCUUUCUAACACCAUCCACCAUAAGACCUUUAAUUGGGGGCAUCUUGGACCGGAAGGUGAAGGUGAAGGUGGGCUUGAUCACCUUGAAAUGGGCUGAUAUGGCAUUUGUAGCUUGAUUUUUUUUUUUUUUUCUUUUCUUUUUUUUUUUCUUUUCUUUUCUUUUCUUUUCUUUGGAACGUUUCACUCUUUUCUUGCACGCAGCCAAAGCACAAAAUAUUUGAGACUCGGAGAGAGAACAGGAAGUGUUUGCCUUCAUUUCCUCUGCAUUGCCAAACCACCAAGUGGUGAAACACGCUGUCUGACAGGGAGGACGAUUCUCUGUACACGAAAGAAAAGUUUAUUUUAGGAACUUUACAUGUAAAACUGUUUCUAGACAAAAUGUAUAGUAUGUUAAAGAAAUGUUAUGUACAAAACACAAGCUGUUAUCGUUUGAAUUAAUGAUUGUGUUUCAUCAUUAAUUAAAACAAUAACAUAUUCGAAAUACAAUGUGCAUUCGUAAUGAAAA